UCCGACAGCCCGCUGUGGGUUUCCCCCAGCAGCUUGGAGGAACGGGAUGUUUCACGUGUAGAAGGUUCUCAACGAAGGCGUUCACGAAGAUCCCGAAUUUGGAAUGGAUCUCGAGCCGGAGAAUUCGAAGGCAAUCAAUCGCAUCGGGUGUGGCUUCCUACCGUACUUCUUCCUGUGUUUUUUUGUCGCUGGCAUUCCCUGUGCAGCCUCUCUCCUGCUGUGGUCCGACAUAGGUUGGGGCGAGCAGGUUUUUGCCUACUUCGUAGGUGGAGAUGUCAUCGGGUAUGCUUUCGGCUGCAGAGCCGUAUGCAUCAUGCUGAUCUUGUAUCUGCUGGAUUUCUUUUGGCCUCCACAUUUAGAAGGUCAAUACUUUGUGCUUUUCUCGCAGGAUCGGUUUGUUGGUCGAUCUAUCUUGGCAGUGGCCGGUGUAUUGAUUUACAUCGCUGCUCUCAAUUUGGCAGAGUCCUAUCCCUCGGUGCCAAUACAGUGCACCGUGCUGAUGGGGCCAUUGCUGACCACUGUGGUGCGCGCUUUAACUCGACCUGUGCAAAAAGAUCCCAUGGUUGCGGCACUGCAGGGCGUCGAUCGCAUGAGCAAGAUGGGCAGCAUGCGGCUGAUGAAGAUGCAGGUGUAUGUGGGAUCAGAGAAGGAUGCCACUGCCUUUUACGCUGGCAGCAUGACUGCCUUUAUGCUGCUCGGCCUAGCGACCAUCAUUGUGUGGGUCGUGUGGGCCCUGAGCAACAACAUCGACUUCGGGAAUGUGACCUUCGGAGAUGCUGCAUCGGAACUCACGUACAUCCGAUGGAUCUCCCCGGUGGCGGUCGGGUUAGCUUACUUGAUGUUUGGAUUGAUUGUGUCCUUGCGGGUGGGCCUGGCCAGUUCCUAUGACCAUGGAGACAUGUUGAUGAAGAUGGUCAAGGAAGCAGAUCAAGAACGGACCAAAACUGGCCGACUGUCAAUCCAGAGGAAGACGUUGGUUGGCAUGGUGGCACAGCAAUUGGAGACGGAUGACCUGAACUGCAGGAAUGCCUUUGAGAAGCUCAGUCCAUCGCAGAAGGACAAGUUUGCGGAGAAGCAGAUGCGAAAUCUGGAUUUGGUCUCUCGGAUGAUCAAGACCUGCGGCUGCGUUUUCGCCUUGAUGAUUGGUACCACCUGGAUGGCGUCUCAACUCGUUGCUUCCAACAGCCACCUCUCGGACCUGGUGCUAGGCUUUCUGGGAGUUUUCGCCCUGAGCUUCUUCUUGUUCGUCAUGGUGGCGUUCCAACGCCUGAAUGCAGUGAUGACGGAGUGGUGCCAGAAGCUUCCGCUGUAUCGCCUGUCUCUGGCCCUGAUUCGAAGUGACUGGGUGAGGGCAAUGCUUGUUUUCGGCUUCUCACCUGCGAUACCCUUCGUGCUCGUCCUCUCCUUUGUGAACCAACGCGUCCGGAGAUGCAGACACUUAGACGGAAGACCGAAGGCUGAUGAUGUCCUGGAAAGAGUGCCCGAAGAAGAUGACCAGGAUGAGCAACCACAGGAGCCGACUUGGUUCACAAAGCGAGUAGCACAGCAGGUCGACACCAUGCGGGAUGAGUGGAAUUGGAUCUCAAUCUUGCUGAAGGUUUAUAUCUUCGGUCUGCUGAUGCUGCUGUACACGACCUUUCCCAUCAUGCUCAACAUCUUCCUAGCAUGGCUCAGCUCGGCAAUGGCUGGCUUAGACUUUGCCAUUGUCUGCGCGGGCAUAGUUGCUGCAGGCUUAUGCUGUUUCUUACUGCCACCGGUGCCUGGGGUUCCGGUCUACAUUUUUGCCGGCAUCAUCAUCGCAGACAACUGUCCCUGGGGCUUCGAAGCUGGAGCAGGGAUUGCCAUUGGCGUUGGCUUCGUACUCAAGCUGUUGGCCUGUGCCAUGCAGCAGAAGCUCAUCGGAGAGCGCUUGGGGAAGUGGACCUUCAUCCGGGCUCAGGUGGGUAUCAAUCAACCCAUGAUCAGGGCUUUGGAGGCGGUGUUGCGAAAACCCGGUUUGAGCCUGGGGAAAGUGUCAAUCCUUUGUGGAGGUCCAGACUGGCCCACUUCAGUCCUAGCUGGGAUUUUGCGCUUGUCCCUGGUAGAAUGCGAGAUUGGAACAUUGCCCAUCAUUUUCUUUGUGGGGGCGUGCUCUCUGUCGGGCUCGUUCUAUCUGAAGCAGGAGGAGAGUGAGUUCUGGGACCGCAUUGCGACCUUCAUGAUGUCUGCUUCAGUGCUUCUUUGUGUGCUGCUGCAGAUCAUGGGUGUGUGGGCCAUUCAAACUGAGCUGGAUCGGAAUGAAUGGGAGUUGACCAAGCCUUUGGAGCAAAACUUGCACUUGGAUUGGUUGGACUUCAAAGCCACCCAAGUGGCCAAAAGCCGACCGCUGAGGUGGCCUGAGAUCCCACUCUGGCUGAAGCUGCUCACAAUUCUGGGUGUGCUUGGGCAGGUCAUGACAGGCCAGCUUUUCUACUGGGUCUCUUCAAUUUGCUUUGGCGAGUUCGAAGUGACCGAUGACAUCAACGAGCUGGUUCUGUGGGUGGACGGGAGCACAGGCUUAGUCCUGCUUCCAGGACUCUUUGGCUGCGCCAUUUGCCUAGGAGGUUGGAUCAGCUAUUUCGCCCUGGUGGGUUGGGUGAGACGGCAACAAGCCAAGCCCUUCUACGAAGAAGGGCAGCGUUUGGAUCAGAUCGAAAACCAGUGGAAGGAGCAACGCAGAAUUCUGGCACAACAGCUGGUGGACAGCAGCGCUUGCGAGGAAAACUGGCAGGCCUUGGAGAAUUUCCACACGGAAGCUCUUGAGAUGGUGCGGAAGAAUGCGGCCGCACAGAUCGAAACUGAAUGAUCUGACUGGCGCUUAAAUUGUGUUUGCGCUGAAACAAAAUCCGUGGCUUUCUCCAAGAAAAAAAGGAUGUAUG
This is a messenger RNA of Cladocopium goreaui, 2897 nucleotides long. The record is from the annotation of a GenBank genome assembly. NCBI's taxonomy places the organism in Eukaryota, Dinophyceae, Suessiales, Symbiodiniaceae.